CCAGGCUCCAAACAGAUUCAGUGUCCGGAGCUCCAGCCCACGAGCUUGGCUCGACUCCAGCCUUCUCCUGACAGGGCCUGAAUUUACUGCUGCUGCUCUGGGAGUCAAAUUUCAUGCAACCAUUCCAAUGGUGUAACGGAUGCCUGUGUGGUUUGGGUACUCAGCGCUCUGAACACUACUGCAGCAUGACUUCUGACAUAUAUCACCUCCCACUCAAUGUGUAUGUCAUUGUGCUGGGCAUCGGCCUCUUCGUCUUCAUGCUCAGCCUCAUCUUCUGCUGCUACCUUUUCAGGUUGAAACAACAAGGAACACGGGAGCAGUUCAGCUACAAUGAGGUGGUGCUGAAGGGGGCAAGCAAGAAACUGAGCCUCCUAGGACAAACCUGUGCGGUAUGUCUGGAAGAAUUCAGGACCAGGGAUGAACUGGGAGUGUGCCCAUGCUCACAUGCAUUUCACAAGAAGUGCCUGCUUAAGUGGCUGGAGAUUCGCAGCGUGUGCCCCAUGUGCAACAAACCCAUCCUCCGGCUCCACACAGACGCUCCCCAGGGUGCUGAGGGCCCAAUGGACCCAGAGGAGGUGUGAGGGAGUUGAGAAAGAGGAAACCGGACUCCCCUUACAGAAAACACACACAUUAAACACACUAAGGAUGAUGGACAGCGCUCAUCUUUAAGACAUCUCACAGGAAAUGUUGAUAAUGAUCCCAAGUGGCCGCCCUGCUGCUGACAUUUGAGCAGUAUGCCUUGGUGGGAAUUGGAAACUGACAGCACCAAAAUGAUUUGGUCAGAUCAGUCAGGGAGUGGGUGGAUGAAUAGGAUCUUUUCAUAAAAAUGCUCCUAGUUCUACUUCCAUAUUGCACUGUUCAACAAAAAACAAAAAAGACAGGAAAAGGAGCCACAUUAGAGAGAAGGCUAUCAUUGCCACCGUCACUGGACGACUAGUGCAGCACUGCCAGAGACCAACAACCCUUCAGGCAUUGAGUAGGACAUCAGAGUACAGGAUCAGAAUGGAUACCUCUAAUAUCUCAGGGGUGUUACCAAUACAGCCAGCACAAACCAUGUCAGCCACCCUAUAACCCUGUGCCACACAUGCAUCUUCAAUACUGCCAAUGUAGGUGAAAUGCUCCAGCAGUCAGAGGUAGCCACAACCUCCGGCUGAAACCAAGACCAGCGGGAUUACAACCAUGAAGAUUUAAGUAGACAGCAUUGUUACCGAUUGUGUCCUCGGCCCUGUCCUUUUAAAAAGAGACUGAUAGAAAAACUAGUCUUGCCUGUAUGUAUUGUAUGUAAACAUGUCCCCUAUAUAUUGUUAUUUUGUAUUUGUUGCUUUUAAAUAAAACGUCACGUAAUGUAUGGUAA
Micropterus salmoides (largemouth bass) is the source of this 1354-nucleotide messenger RNA. RefSeq lists its product as uncharacterized. Gene Ontology annotation, molecular function: zinc ion binding; ubiquitin protein ligase activity. NCBI's taxonomy places the organism in Eukaryota, Metazoa, Chordata, Actinopteri, Centrarchiformes, Centrarchidae. The record is from RefSeq and is a predicted model, not a curated record. The coding region runs from base 114 to 581 and encodes 155 amino acids. Gene Ontology annotation, cellular component: endomembrane system. The transcript has 6 exons.